This is a messenger RNA of Phyllopteryx taeniolatus (common seadragon), 3142 nucleotides long. RefSeq names its product mucin-5AC. The record is from RefSeq and is a predicted model, not a curated record. The transcript is spliced from 9 exons. Bases 40 to 2460 code for a protein of 806 amino acids. NCBI's taxonomy places the organism in Eukaryota, Metazoa, Chordata, Actinopteri, Syngnathiformes, Syngnathidae.
UUUACAGCACAUGACGACAUCAUCAUCAUCAGCAUCAUCAUGGGCCGCUGUGGUCGUUGGGUUUCCAGGGUGCGCAACCCAGAGGAGGCCGAGCUGGGGGGGAAACCACGCAACUCCCGGCGGGCCCCGUCCAAGAACAAACACAUUUUAAUUGUCAUGUGCACGGCUAAAACGCGUGCAACAAGCACUGCCCCGUAUGUCUCAACAAAUCCACAAGCCUGGAGGAUGGACCUGCUGCUGAAUCAUGCUGCUGUUUCUAAGUGUUCAGGCUCCUUUUCUGCCACAGCGACAACGGCCUCAACCAUUUUGCAAAUGCGCACAGGCUGCACCAGCGUCAUGCCAAUACACCUCUUUUUCGGUCUACUUCUCGUCACCAUGUCCGGCGCCACCUCCACGGCCCCUUCGUCUCCCCCGACCACCGGGGUGCCCGCCUCCACGCCGGCCUCCACGUCCAUAGGUACAACCAUGACCCCCGCCGCCUCGCCUUCCACAGGAGCACCCGCAACCUCCCCACCGCAAGCUGCCGCGAGCACACCUUUAUCUACAGCAACCAGCCCCGUGCCGUGGUCGUCCUCCAGCGGCGGCGGCGCCGGCUCAACUACAGCCACCGCCACAGGCACACCUUUAUCCACAGGAACAAGUCCCAUGCCGUGGUCGUCCUCCAGCGGCGGCGGCGCCGGCUCAACUACAGCCACCGCCACAGGCACACCUUUAUCCACAGGAACAAGUCCCAUGCCGUGGUCGUCCUCCAGCGGCGGCGGCGCCGGCUCAACUACAGCCACCGCCACAGGCACACCUUUAUCCACAGGAACAAGUCCCAUGCCUUGGUCGUCCUCCAGCGGCGGCGGCGCCGGCUCAACUACAGCCACCGCCACAGGCACACCUUUAUCCACUGGAACAAGUCCCAUGCCUUGGUCGUCCUCCAGCGGCGGCGGGGCCGGCUCAACUAGAGCCACCGCCACAGGCACACCUUUAUCCACAGGGACAAGUCCCAUGCCGUGGUCGUCCUCCAGCGGCGGCGGCGCCGGCUCAACUAGAGCCAGCGCCACAGGCACACCUUUAUCCACAGGAACAAGUCCCAUGCCGUGGUCGUCCUCCAGCGGCGGCGGCGCCGGCUCAACUACAGCCACCGCCACAGGCACACCUUUAUCCACUGGAACAAGUCCCAUGCCUUGGUCGUCCUCCAGCGGCGGCGGCGCCGGCUCAACUAGAGCCACCGCCACAGGCACACCUUUAUCCACAGGGACAAGUCCCAUGCCGUGGUCGUCCUCCAGCGGCGGCGGCGGCAGCUCAGCUUCGCCCACAGGCACACCUUUAUCCACAGGAACAAGUCCCAUGCCGUGGUCGUCCUCCAGCGGCAGCUCAACUACAGCCACCGCCACAGGCACACCUUUAUCCACAGGAACAAGAAGCGGCAUCAUGCAGCCGUCGGCCGCUGGAACUAACGCUGCUGCUUCUACACAAACAACUUCUGCUAGCUCAGUCCGUGCUCCUAAUACAGGAACCAUCUCUGCUUCCUCCUCCUCCUCCUCCUACUCCACCACCACCUUCAUGUUUAGCACAACCUGGAGUCCAAACAGCAACUCCGGGACCAUGAAGACAAUGCCGAUGAUAUCGUCUACCGCCGAGGUGUCCACGUCCACCACCACGGCCGCGUCCGGCGCCGCCACGAUCACGACCGUGAGUCGGAACGCCGCCACCGGGCACUCCACCACGAUGAUGAUGAUGAUGUCCGCACACACGGGAGGGAGCGUGUCCGGUAUGACAACAAGCACAAUGAACAUGGUGCAGAUCUACUGUCCGGUAUUCUCGUGUAAUUGCUCAGAAUGCGACGCCAUGUACGCCAGUCAUAAUGCCACCCUUUGUGCCAGCGGCGAAUGGUGUCAGCUGUUGAAGAUGGACAUGUACGACUACGCGGCCAACUGCAGCGCCCCCUGUGACGGCGGCUGCGCCAACGCCUCUCGCGCCAACUGCGCCGUGGCCUGCUGCAACAGCACGGGCUGCCUCGCCGACGCGUUCGCGUCCCUGGCGAUGACGACGACGACCACGGUUGCUCCGAGCACCACGGCGACCACGGUCGCCCAGAAAACUACGGCGGCCCACGGUAACAAAUGCCGCCAAGGGACGUGCACCGGUGCCACCUGCUACGCCGGUUUCAGCAACACGCUGCAGACGUGCGCCUCCACGCAGGUGCACUGCCAGCUGAUGAAAGAAACAGUGGGCUCCGCCACACAGUGGACAGCGGGCUGCACCGCCAACUGCUCGGCGCAGACGCCGUGCGAGGCCGCCGCGGCGCCUCCCUGCCACCUGGAGUGCUGCGACGCCGCCCCCGACGCGUCCUGCCUGUGGCUCAACGGGACGCUCAACCACGUGUCGUCCCGAGCCGCGGGCCCUCGUCCUCUCGCGGGACUGGCGGCGCCCUCGCUGUGCCUGCUGCUGGCGUCGGGGCUCCUGCUGUGAGGCGGCCGUCCCUUCGGCGAAGCGUGUGCACGACCCCGCCCGUUACGUUGCUGAUUGUAUCUUACGAAAUGUUUGGGAACACACACACACACACUUGGCAGCGUUCCCCCCCCCCCCAGUUAAAAGGCCAAUGACAAUUUGAUUGAAUAAGUAUUUACAAGAGACAUCAUCAUAUUACAUUUAGUUUGUAAAACGCAACAUGAAACCCGUCCUACGUCGUUUCAUAUUCUAUUAAAAAGAAACGUGCCUUACAGCUUAAGAUUCGGAUAAGGAAGACAACCUUAAUGAAUGUUGAUCGCUUAGCACAAUGCAGUACACCGGUGCCUUGAGAUACAACAAAAACUUUUCAAAUGUGUUUUGAAUAAGGAAUAUAAUAUCAUAUAAUAUUGCACUUUAUAAAAACGGAAUAAUAGCACCAUUAAGUAGAAUGUAAAGAAAUAAACGGUUUUCCCAUCAUGCGUGAAUGCUCGAAUUCAUUUCAUUGUGCUGCUCCUGCUGGUGUGCCCGCAUUGGCCACCGGGGGGCAGUGUAAUACAGUCAAACAGACAAGUGAAGAAGACGCAGCACCGCUCUCGGUGACGCAAUAAACUGCAAUAAUACGAGUCAUUUUUUUCGCUGAGGAUUGAGAAUAAAUACUUGUGAGUAUAGAGGAUGUUGAGUUUCGAGUGGUAUUAAUGUGACC